Messenger RNA from Phragmites australis (common reed), 5293 nucleotides. Its product is annotated as tRNA(adenine(34)) deaminase, chloroplastic. The record is from RefSeq and is a predicted model, not a curated record. The transcript is spliced from 4 exons. Gene Ontology annotation, molecular function: tRNA-specific adenosine deaminase activity. NCBI's taxonomy places the organism in Eukaryota, Viridiplantae, Streptophyta, Magnoliopsida, Poales, Poaceae. Gene Ontology annotation, cellular component: chloroplast. Gene Ontology annotation, biological process: tRNA wobble adenosine to inosine editing. The coding region runs from base 126 to 4982 and encodes 1618 amino acids.
AAAAGAGACGACACCACCUCCACUUCCAGCUGCUCCCCCACCCAAACACCCCCCACUUGCAUCGCUCCCCCUCUCCGGCGGUCGCCGGAGCACUAACCCAACGGCCGGCGCCGGCGGCCGCCGCGAUGUACAGCUCCUACUCCGCUGCCACCUUCGCGCUGAGGGCAGCGAAGCCGUCCUUGCACGCCCAUUCCUCCUACUCCUACUCCUACCUCCCCUCCUACCAUUGCCACCGCGACGACGCGGAUGGCCACCACCACCACCACCACCACGAGCUCCUGCCGCCGAGCCCUUUCCUCAAUCCACGCUUCCUGCUCGACGGCUGCCUGCUCCGCCACUCGACCCACCUCUUGCUCCUCUCCGCCCGACUCCAGCCCCCGGCCCCGCCGCCGCAUCCGUAUCCGCCACGCUGCUGCCGCCGGAGAGCGGCCGCCCGUUGCUGCAGCGGUGGAAGCGGGAGGCCGUUGGUUGGACAAGUCUCUUGGCGGGUGGAGGCGCGCGGGUGCCAGUGCUGCCGGCGCGGCGCUGCGAGGUCGGAUCUUGGAGGGGUCUGCCGGCGAUUGGAGGCUCGUGGGUUCUGUUGCGGUGGCUCCGGCGGUGGGAGGUUGCUUGGAGCUAGCUGCGGACGUCGGGAUGCGCGGAGGUUGGUGGGGACGGCGGUGCGCCAAGAGGUGUGGGAGUAUGACGGCGAGUGGCCGCACAGAAGAUGUUCGAUGGAAUGCCAUGAUGAUUGGGAGGAGGAAGAGGACGAGUCUGGUCGUGGUCAAUGGGAAAUUGCUGGUAGGGUGCGUUUAGGUAGGAGUAGAUGGGAAGAUGAUGAUGUUGACGACGACAACCAUGAUCGUUGUAGGGAUUGCCAUCGAAGGAAGGGCAUGAAAAGCAGUUACAAUUGUGAGGAUGGGUACAGUGGACGGCAGAGGGAGAAGAUGGAUGUGAUUGAUGGACAUGGCAAUUUCAGGGAGUCUGACCAAAGAAGGCGGCAGCAGAGUGAGUACCAAGAUGAUGAGGACAAUCUUGACUUGAGGCGGCGAAGGCAGAGAUGGGAAGGGAGGGAUAGGAGGGACUUCGAAGUCGAUGAUGCAGUUCACACGAGGAGAGCUGGAAGUAGAAGGUACCAUGAUGGUGGCAGGGAAUAUGACCGGAGAAGAGAAAGGAGGGAUUUUGACUAUGAUGAUGCGGUUGAUGUCAGUAGAGCUGGCAAGAGCAUUGAUUUUGAUAUUGAUGACGAGGUUGAUGUGAGGAGAGAAGGGAGGCGCCGUAGCAAUGAUGAUCAAAGAUAUGUUAUGCGACACCAGAGGAGAAGUGAAAAUACAGAUGGAGAUGUUUCACUCAUGGAAUCGCGUCGUGGGCAUGACAAAGAGUUCGAUUACGAUGACCAAGACCUUACUGAGCGAAGGUACUACUCUGGGCGGAGGUCUCAGAAGUCUGCAAGAGCAUCUGCAGUGCAAGAGGAUGAUUCAAAAAGGGCUUCAAGUUCAAGGAACACACUUGAUGCAAGACAUGCAAGACUUGAGGAUAAUUCAUCUUCAAGGGUGAGGUGGCAUGAUAAUGUAGAUCGACGAACUGAGCAGACAUCUGAAGAGAGAGAUCGGCAACAUUCAGUUGGUUGGUCGAAUGAUGAGAGAGAUGCGUAUGAUUAUAAUGAUGCACAGUUUGUCAGAGUAAGAGAUGCUAGGACAGGGACACAAGAUGUCAAGGUUAUAACUGAGGAUGAUACCAGGUUUGCUUCCAGUUCAAAGAACACAUCCAUUUUGAAGCACAGUAACAAUGUUGAUCGGCAAGCAGCAGUACAUAACGAUGAAUCAAGGAAGAGCUCACAGAAGAUAAUGGAAAUAUCAGAAGUCAGAGGCAAUAGCAAUGAACAGCAUUCAAGAGCCCAGAAUUAUCACCAGGAAGAUAGAGGAAACUACAUUGAAAAUAGGUCAUCUUCUCUUCAAAGUUCUGUGAAGAUGGUUAGUGACAGUAGAAGACAAGUUGAUCAACGCAGUGAGGUGAAUCAACACAUGGCCUCACUCACUGAAUCGAGGAAAAACUCAGACAAGUUCACAGAUGCAACAACAGACAGUAGUCACCAUGUCACCAGUGCCACUCACUUGCGGAGAAAUUAUGAUGAAGUAAACCAGACGGGUAUUGAUGACAGAUCUACUUCCUUACAUAAUAUAACUCGUGUUACAAGAGAUAAGAAGAGGAUUGUAAACCAGCAAGUGAUACAUGAAACGGAUAUAGAUGUACAGAAUAUUACACAUGCUGAUGUUUCAAAGAUCUGUGCUAGUGAUAUUUCCGUGUCUAGGAGUUCACAAAAUCAUUCGGAAACUAGAUCAGACAUGAACGCGACUUCCAGUAUGAGUUUCAUUGGCAGUGCAAGGGAUCAGGAUGAACAAAUCUACCAAAAUAAGGACUGUGCUAGUGAUAGUGCAAUGGUUAGGGAUCCACAAAGUUAUCCUGAGACUGGAGUGUAUGAUCAGGUUCACUCGACAUCAUCUACAAAUAUUGCUGACAACACGAAGGAGAGUUGUGACCAAGUUGAACUUUCUAAGGCACAUACUAAUAAUACUGUUAUAGCAAGCACUUCAGACAGUCAUCUUCAAACAAGAACAGAUGACCAAUUCUGGUCGACUUCAGCUGUAAAUACAAUCGGCAGUGUAAAAGAACAAAGUGAUCUUGCUAAGAUCCAUGCUAGUGAUGCUAAUGUUGUUAGCAGUUCACAAGGUUUUGACACCACAAAUGGCAAUCAAGUUCGUGGAACAUCAGCUGUAAAUUGGUCAAGGGAGCGCCAAGGCAAGAAUGAUCAGCAAAGUAUACAAGUUUCUAGUACAGAGAGAAAUGAUGAACAAGGAAGCAAAUUUUCUGAAUCCUCUCAGGACUCCAGAGAUAGGCUGGUAAGAUUGGAAGAUACAGAGAGAUUGGUGCAUCAUAACAUGGAUUUGAUCUUGAAGCAGGCAGGCACCAGUGGAAUCUUUGAUGACAAAGAUAUUACUAGUUUGCAGAUGGAGAGAACCGAAGAGGGAUCAUCUAUGGUUAAUGAAGACAUGACACAACAAGCUUCAAUAAUGGGAAGCAAUGAGCAAGAAGUAAGGAGUGAAACUACUGCUGGAAGUAGUAUACCAAGUAGUUCAAGUGCCAGACAGUCUGUCAAGGUAAGCAUGUUAGAAUCAGCUGCUCGAUUAGACAAAUCAUCUACGUUUCAUGUUGGGCAGUUUGUUGAUGAGCUCCAAAAGGGAGUCUCAGAUGCAGAUACUGCUUCAACAAAGAAAAAUGAGAAAUCCAUAGUGGAGGGUAUAACAAGUUCUUCAUCGAGGUCUAGAAUGAAGGGACCAUCAGAUGAGAUGUGGGAUGUCCAAAGUACAACUUCUCAAGAGACCUUCAAGACGGCUGACAAAGAGGAAGGUUCUUCAGCUGACGGAGCUACCAACUCGGCCUCUCAGACACCCACAAAUGAAUCUGCUCUUGCUAGAAAAGUUCACAAGUCACUCUGGGCUUAUGUUGCUGACAUAAUCCGUCUUGGAUGGAUUCAACAUGGUGACUCUCAUGAUUCUAGUAACAAAUCAGUUAAGAAAGGUUCAUCCAGUAAUUCUCAGAGUACGGAGGGUUGGCUUUCUAGUCAGGAACGUGAUAAUGAUGGCAUAAGGAAGAAAAACGGGAAUACCAAAGCACAAGAUCAACAGCUGAUAAAGUCACACAGUGGAGAACAAGAAUCUAGAGUGGUUUCAAUGCCAAAGGAAAAAAACUUGCACACCGGUACACAGGGUUUGCAAAUAUCAGGAGCUGGUAACCUACCUCGAGUAGGUAGAUCUGAGGGAGGCUUGUUGACUACAAGUUAUAAGGAUGAUCCACAUAUAUUGGGUGAGAGAUUAAAACAAUCUGAUGUGGGUGAAUCACCCAAAGGAAAUGGCAUAGACGAUAGCAUGCCAACUUCGUUAGAUGUCACGAAAGGACAUUUACCUGAGCAUAAAGCUGCUACUUCAUCCAGGAUCACAACAAAAGGUUCGGGUGAGAUUAAUACUGGAAAAGGAAUGUUGGCUGACACCUCUUCUGUGACCAUCAGUGCAACAGGACCUGGUCACAAUGGUGAUGAAGCUGACUGGGUAUAUGAUCCUUCAGGUGCUAUAACUCCUUAUCAUCAUCCUCAAAUGCAGGCAGUGAUGCCACAUGAGACUACCUCAGCUGCUAUCCUAGAAUCACCAGCGUUACCUGUGGGUGGUUCUAUGAGGUUUGAAGAAAAGAAUGUUGUACAAGAGGCUCCUGAAGUUAUUAGAACAGAAGGGAAAGACGCCGAAUUGAAGAGGAGAAUGUUUCAGAGAAAUAAGCAGGUAUUGAAGGAGACAUUUGAUGAAUGGGAGGAAGCAUACCAGCGUGAUGCUGACCAGAGAAAGGCUGAUGAGUUAUUCAUGAGGGAAGCUUUACUUGAAGCCCAGAGGGCUGCAGAUAUUUGGGAGGUACCGGUUGGUGCAGUGCUAGUACAGAAUGGAGAAAUUAUUGCUCGUGGUUGUAAUCUAGUUGAAGAUCUCAGGGAUUCAACCGCACAUGCUGAAAUUGUUUGUAUAAGAGAAGCUUCUAACAAACUCAAGACAUGGCGCUUGGCGGAUACAACACUUUAUGUGACUCUGGAACCUUGCGCCAUGUGCGCUGGUGCUAUUCUUCAAGCUAGAAUCGACACUGUGGUUUGGGGUGCCCCAAACAAGCUUCUCGGAGCCGAUGGCAGCUGGGUUAGGCUGUUCCCUGGCGAUGGACAAACAAGCACUUUGGAUUCAUCAAACCAGAGCCAGACAGCUGGGCCUAUCCACCCUUUCCAUCCAAAGAUAACCAUAAGGCGUGGUGUGCUCUCGGUGGAGUGCUCAGAAAUAAUGCAGCAGUUCUUCCAAUUGAGGAGGAAGAAGAAGCAGAAGCCGCAGUCACCGCCUCGUGCACACCACCAAGGGCACCAUCCCAUCAAGUUCUUCAGCAAGAUGCAUAACAUGUUUGGCACGAUCUUGUGUUUGUAGUAGCUUUUCCUUUUUAUUUUUACCCCACUGCAUAUAGACAUGUCGCCUUCAUUUUUGGUCACCCUGUUUUCCUAUCGUGGAAAUCUAAAUAAUGUAAUUUUUUGUGCACUAAGCGUUUUCUGCGGAGAGCUGGAAGGUAUCAGUUUGUAUUGUGAGUUAGGAAACCAGCAUCAGCCGUUGGUAUCUUAAUAUGCUAGUAAGGGUUGUUGGUGGUAUUCCAAUGUCUAGACACCAGGUCUGCACUUGUUGCAUUUUCGAGCUCAACAACUGAAGAAGGAAAAGAAAUGUUGUGUGCAACACAUUUUCAGCUA